AUGCCUUCUAUCGCCGUCAUAGCGGUGGGCCUUCUCGCCGCCUACUGCGCGACCUUUGUCUACAAAUUCGUCCGCAACUACAUCAACGCGCGCAAGACCGGACUGCCUAUGAUCUUCGUGCCAUGGGAUCAGAACUCCUUCUUCUGGAUGGCCUUCUCGGUCCCGCUUCGACCUCACCUGCAGAAAUGGCUUCCCAAGUGGAUCAUGACCGAGAUGGUUACUUCAGACCCAGAAAUAGCGCAUGAGAUCCUUCGACGACCGCGGGACUUCGUGCAACAUUCGCUCAUGGAUCUCUUCAUGGCCCGCUUCGGUCGGAAUGUAUUGACUACAAACGGAGACCACUGGGCCAGACAGCGUCGAAUCGUUGCGAGCGCCAUCAACGAGCGCAUAUCGAAAGCAGUCUUCAACGAAAGUGUGAAGCAGACCGACGAACUCCUGAGUGUCGUUUACCGCGGCGCAAAGGAUAAGGCCGCCGAGACCAAUGGGAUAUUCGACAUGAUCAAGAAAGUCACCAUACAUGUUCUGAACGGUGCGGGCAUGGGCGAGAGCGUGCCUUUCGAAAAUGAUGCCAGCCUGAAGCCGAAGCCUGGCUACGAGCUCAGCUACAUCGAAGCAGUCAAGGCCAUCAUCUACAAUGUCGCGGGCCCUAUAAUCCUGCCGGAAUGGUUUCUGUCGAAUUACCCCAAGUUUCUACCCGGUCACCUGAACCUCAAGACUCUGGGUCAUGCGAUCCACGAGUUUCCAUCUCUUACCAACGAUAUGCUCGACCAAGAACGUCACCGUGCCGCUAACUCCAAGACGGGCGAAUCGAGGAGCAACAUCAUGAGCCAACUGCUGCAGGCCUCUGAAAGCGAGGGCCGCGCAGAAGGCAAAAAGGUCUUGUCUGACGAGGAGAUGACGGGUAACCUCUUCAUAUUCACCGCAGCAGGCUUCGACACGACUGCCAACACCCUCUCCUACGCCGUUGCUCUUCUCGCCAGGUAUCCAGAAUGGCAAGACUGGCUACUCGAGGAGAUUGAUCAGAUCCUCCCAGCGGACGCCACGAACCAGGAGCUUGACUACGCUGCAGUAUUCCCCAAAGCUACGCGGGUCGUCGCCUUUAUGUUUGAGACGUUGCGCUUGUUCACGCCACUCGUCCAUAUCGCUAAGCAGACCGGAGCGACCCCGCAGGUGAUCAAGACGUCUAAAGGCACGUAUACGAUCCCUGCUUAUACCACGACCUACAUCAAUUGCGUCGCGCUGCAUCUCAAUGCCGAUAUUUGGCGGAACAUCAACUUGGAGGAUACAGAUUCCGCGAGCCAUGACGACGAGCUUCGCUUCAGGCCCACGCGCUGGCUCAACCCCUCCGGAAGUUCGCAAAUGCACUUUCAGCCGCCGAAGGGAGCGUAUCUGCCAUGGUCAGCUGGACCACGCGUGUGCCCAGGCCAAAAGAUGGCCCAAGUAGAGUUUACUGCCGUGAUAUUGAUACUGCUUCGGCGGAGCCGUGCGGAAGCAGUCCCUCUUCCUGGCGAGGACACCGCGCAAGUGAAGCACAGACUCGACGCGCGGAUGAAGAACAGCGUCAGCAUACUCACGCUACAAAUGGACGGCGUCUACGAUGCCACGUCGGAAGACAAAGGCCUCAAGCUGCGACUUGCGAGGCGGAAGUAG
Messenger RNA from Anthostomella pinea, 1650 nucleotides. The record is from the annotation of a GenBank genome assembly. NCBI's taxonomy places the organism in Eukaryota, Fungi, Ascomycota, Sordariomycetes, Xylariales, Xylariaceae.